Messenger RNA from Betta splendens (Siamese fighting fish), 3428 nucleotides. Its product is annotated as glycosyltransferase family 92 protein F13G3.3-like. The record is from RefSeq and is a predicted model, not a curated record. The coding region runs from base 1236 to 2582 and encodes 448 amino acids. NCBI's taxonomy places the organism in Eukaryota, Metazoa, Chordata, Actinopteri, Anabantiformes, Osphronemidae. The transcript has 4 exons.
AUAUAUUUAUUUCAUGAUAUCAUUUGUCAUCUAAAGCGUAUGUUUAGAUGUCAAGCACUUCUCUUUAUAUUGAUAUUAUAGAAAUUCGCUUCUUCUUUCCCGUUAAUGGUAAAAACUAUAUUCAUAAAAUAUUCUGGAUUCAAAUAUAUUUUAUUAAUAAUUCGUUUAUUGUUGUAACAUCGCCAUUAUUACUGAAAACUAAAUCAGGCUUUUUCCAGUUUAUUCGGAAUAAAACUAAACGGCGUUUGUUUGCGUUUUAAGUAGUAGUGGACAAUACUGCAAGCUUUGGUGUCGAUCCGAUACCAAGUAAAUACUGGAUCAGUGUCGCCAAUAUCGAUACCGAUACCGAUACUUUUUGACAAUUAAUGCAUUAUCAAAUAACAAUUUUAUGACUCUCAGAUGUCUUGUGUUUUGUUUUAAAUUAUAUUAUUAAUGUAAUAAAACACAGGCAAAGCUCAACAGUAAAUAUGGUUGCCGUUGUUUGAUUUUCGGCUUGAAAAUAUCACCACGCUCUUUCUUGCUUCCACCCUUCGUCUGCGUCUCUGUCCUUCAUGCUUGUCCGUUUAUUGGCCCGAGUCGAGGAGUCACCUGAAAUCUCAAAGCAGGGAGGAGGGGGGCGGGGUCUGGUGCGUGUCUGCUUCGCUCUGGCAUACGGCCGCACGCGCCACGUACACACAGGCACUUAGGGGCACAGACAGACAAGAUAAUUGGGUCGCGUCUUGUGCGGAGGAGUAAAAACUCAACCAAAGCAUCGAUAAUUCGAUCGAUAUCAAGAGUAGCGUUGGUAUCUAUAUUAGGAUAGAUCUGCUCACCCCUAAUUUUAAGUUCAGGCAGGUAUGAACUUCCUUCGACUGUCAGGCAGCACAGAGCUCGAAUCUGCAUGAUUAAUGAAAUGAGCAUCGUUACUGACGUUAUAUGCUUGUACUCUGUAAUCAGAUGCUUGUUUUUGCAAUAGACUGGAUGGAUCGAACAGCUUCAAUCUCUGCGUCGUGCACCAACAGCAAAACGGUGCUAGAUGCUGAGUAAUGUGCUUCACUGAGUAGAAGAGCCAUGGACUUUGAAUUUCUCCCUCAGCCUCAGUCACCUGCUUGUUCAACCAACAUGCACUUGUAACAGUGCAGAAAGGCUUAAAUGAACCAGUGUCCUUUAAUCAGACUGUAAACCACACUUUGCUCUUUAAAUAAACAAUUUCUAAAUUUUACCUCAGGUUUGGAGUCGUCCCUGUUUUUGGCUGCAUGGACAAGAGAAAGAACUUAAGGGGGACAUUUCUAGUCCUCUUCAUUAUCACCUUCAUCUUCAUCUUCAUCUUCCUCACCAAUGUGAGAACACCCAGGAUACUUAAUUUGAUCCCACAGCCACAUGGGCCUGAGAAACUGGACUUACCUGAAGUGUCUGACCAGACCAUCACCCCACUGGUCAAUACAAAGCACUUACUGGUGUCAGCCUUCAUGGACCAGAGGCUCACCGGCUUUGACAUACGCAUCAUUGGCAUAUUUAGGAGAGACUCCAUCCAAUCACUUUACUGCAUUUUCCUCUGUCAAAGUUCUACUUUGUCAAGCACAACCCCAGCAAACAUUUUACAACACGCAGACAACUUUGGUUUUCCCUUCACUGCUACAGAUGUGAUGUGUCAAAUUCCUCAGAGCUGCGACGCCACACACGUCACUCUCCUGACGCAGCCGGAUCAUGUGAAGGAUCUGAAGCAGAAGUGGCUCCCGAUAAGAAACAAAGUGGCGCUAAAGAAGGAGAAUGAGUUUGAGUUUGACUUCACGGUCUGUGUCUCCACCCUGUUCGGUGGAUACAACAAUGUGCUGCAGUUUGCACAGACGCUGGAGAUGUACAGGCUGCUGGGUGUGGACAGGGUGGUGAUCUACAACACCAGCUGUGGUCCAGAGCUCAACCGCCUGCUGCACAGCUACAGCCAGGAGGGCUUUGUGGAGAUGGUCCCAUGGCCGAUCGACAAGCACCUGAAGCCGUCCUGGCGCUGGAACCCCACAGAGCACGGAGGGGACCUGCACUACUUUGGCCAGCUGACCACGCUCAACGAGUGCAUCUACAGGUCCAUGGAGCGCUCACGCUACGUCCUGCUGAACGACAUCGAUGAGAUCAUCAUGCCGUACCAGCACGACAGCCUGACGAGCCUGAUGGACACGCUCCAACCACAGCAUCCCAAUACGGGGGUGUUCCUUAUUGAGAACCACAUCUUCCCCAAGAAACACUUUGAGCCAAGUCAGCGGUUUCACCUGCCUCAGUGGAGCGGCGUGCCGGGAAUUAACAUCCUGGAGCACGUCUACAGGGAGGAACCCGACAGGAGCAGAUACCACCCUUACAAGAUGAUAGUUCAGCCAAGGAUGGUGGAGCAGACGUCCGUGCACGAGAUGCUUAGGAAUUUUGGAGAACGGUUCAAGGUUCCACCGGAGGUUUGUCGGAUCAUUCACGUCCGCGUGCCUCUGCAGGGCUCAUUGACACUGGAGCAGCUGAAGGUGGACAAACGACUUUGGGAUUUCCAUGAAAGAAUGAUUCCCAAUGUGGACAACGUGCUAAGGAAAGUGGGACUGCUGAGCUCAGACCAGCAGAAGUGAUGACUGAGUGGAUCCAAAUUUAUUUAUUAUUAUUUCUUAUAAUAGAGCUAUAAUAAUAGCAUUAUAGCAUAAUAGUAAAAAAAGGUGGCUUGGUGCCUCAGUUGGUAGAACAUUGGCUUGGGAGGCAGAAGUCUCAGGUUCAAGCCCAUCAGAGUAAGACACUUAGGACUAGCUCCCGCACUGUGGCUGCCUACUGCUCAGCUCAGGGGAUGGGUAAAAGUGCAAAGGUACAUUUCCCCAAUGUGGGAUUAAUCGUCGAGUGUAGUGAGUUUUAUUGUGGUGUUACUGUUUGUAUUAUCAAGGGAAACUUGUUGGUGAACUAGGUGCUAGGUUAACUCUGUUUGAUUCCUUUGCACAUAAUGAUCAUGUGUUAUUUAUUGAGGUAAACCAAUGAAUCAAAGGGAGAUUUUUUAUUUAUAUUUAUGGGUUUUACCUUAUCAUCAUGUGACAUAUUUUGCUUUUGCUAUGUGGGCCAACAGUCUCUAACCUUUGUCUGCUGGGAACAGGGAAGUGUCGUGUUGCUCUCCAAUGUUCUGCUGCACCAACCAGUUUGGCUCAAAGGAGGAACAAAGUCAGCACACAUGAAACAAAGACACACUUCGCAAGGGAGAAAACUGUGGAUUAUUUCUUCCAUUCAGACACGAAACGAGCACAGACUAUUCCACAACCUGUAAUAACUCAUUCAACAGCAUCUCACACAACUUUAUGGAAAUAUCUCGAGGUGCAUGUGUUGUUGCUGUGCUUAAUUUCCAUCCAGAGGCGUAUGAUACAAUACUCAUUUACAUUCAUUUACGACUGCAGCAAUUUUUUAAAAUAAAAAAAGAGCAUUCUUAGUGACAAUUGGGA